UUUUGACAUUGCUUUCGUCUUCUUUUGACGGACCAAUAAUAACAAUAAUAAUAACAAAUAAACUUUUUCUAUAUCUCUAGAAGAAUAAAGAUAGCUUUAGAGUUAAUCGAAUAUUCAUUCAUUCCUUCAUAUAAAUACAUCACGAAAAGAAAACCACUACCAUACUCAACAAACAUUCAAACCCACACACUAUAUUCUCUCUUUAUCAACAAAGUUAGGUUUCAGCUUUCAACAUUAAACAACCACUAUGCCACAGUUAGAUUUCGAGACGUUAGUUUCCGCCUUAUCCGGCGUCGCCACCGACCAUAAAAUCGCAUGCGAACCAACAGAAGAAUCACAACCACGGCAUCAUCCCGAUUCACCGCCGGAAUCAUUUUGGCUCUCCAACGACGCGGAAUUCGAUUGGUUUGACAGAAACGCCGUUUACGAGCGAAACGAAUCAACCAAAGGAAGUUCAAUUUCUAUAAACCUAAACCCCAGUUCAGCCUCAAACUCGCAGCGAUUCUCCAAGAACAUGAAGAAAUCCAAGGCUACGAUAAUCGGAUUACCGAAAUCUCAGAAAGCUUCCUUCGCGGAAGUUCGGGGCCGGCGUAAUCAUCGGCCGGGGAACACUAGGUUGUUUCCGAAACGAAGCGCGUCAACCGGAGGAAAAUCUGAUUCUGCCUUUUUGGAACCUUCUUCUCCGAAGGUUUCAUGCAUAGGAAGAGUUAGAUCCAAACGCAACUGUAAUCGCCGGUUGAGAACUCGUCAGAGGUCGAUCUCCUCCACCACCACCUCCGUCACCGUCGUUAGACAAAAAUCUUCACGUAGUCAAAGAAAGAAGAAAACCGGUUUCAUCCAAAGUGUUUGCGCAAUUUUCCGAAGCCACCGGAAUGGAAAAUCAGCGCCGCAAACGGAUCUUCCACCGGGAGAUUCUUCAAAGAAGAUGGCGAGCCGAAACGAGGCCUCUUUUGAAGAAUCGGUUUACAGUGAACCGCCCGGUUUGGGUUCAAUGAACCGGUUCGUAUCAGGGAGGCGGUCCGAGUCAUGGGGAUUAGGUGACUCUGAAAUCAACUCUUCACAUUAGGAUUUGUUUUGGCGCCGUUUGAAUUCAGUGGCUGCCACGUGUGGGCCCAAUGUUAGCGUAUGUUCGUUGGGCUCGAAGUUUUGAAUAGUUGUUGAGAGAUGACGUGGCACGUAGAAUAACUGUUUGUAACUGUUUCACACUAGUACUUGCUUAGUUUGUGCUUUGAAGCGUGUUUGAAUUUGCUGUUUUGGGUUUUUGAACUUAUCUGUUUUAGGAGUAAAGUAAUAUAACGACAGGGUUUUGUAAA
This is a messenger RNA of Lathyrus oleraceus (garden pea), 1313 nucleotides long. RefSeq lists its product as uncharacterized. The transcript has a single exon. The record is from RefSeq and is a predicted model, not a curated record. Bases 248 to 1066 code for a protein of 272 amino acids. Lineage: Eukaryota; Viridiplantae; Streptophyta; Magnoliopsida; Fabales; Fabaceae.